AUGUACCAAGCCAAUCACAGCGCGGAUGGACGGCAUGCUGCUCGACGUCACGGGAAGUCGUCUGCUACUAUUUCUACUCUUCGUCUCGUCGUUUCUGACUUGGAUUCUGACCUGGCAUCUCUCUUCUUUUCAUCUCGUCAGCGGCUGUUUCCAUCAAGCAAUUCCCCUGCAGUUGCUCGCUGCCAACGAGAUCUCCCGGGCACGGGAGACAAUCACCCUAAACCCCUGUUGGUGCCACUAUUCUUACCCUUCAUAGAGCACCUUCUGCAUAUUAUCCUGCAUCUUGCACUCGUGACCGAUCGCUUUUUUCCUGAGCUUGUUCGUGCCAGGGAACUCUGCGCUCCCUCUGUCCUCCCUUCCGUCGACGAUUGCCUCGCGCGGUCAAUUCCCACCAGGGGAAACCGGAUCGUCAUCUUCUGCUCCACUUGCGUCUUUUUUUAG
Messenger RNA from Monascus purpureus, 441 nucleotides. The record is from the annotation of a GenBank genome assembly. Lineage: Eukaryota; Fungi; Ascomycota; Eurotiomycetes; Eurotiales; Aspergillaceae.